This is a messenger RNA of Lotus japonicus, 1370 nucleotides long. RefSeq lists its product as uncharacterized. NCBI's taxonomy places the organism in Eukaryota, Viridiplantae, Streptophyta, Magnoliopsida, Fabales, Fabaceae. The coding region runs from base 41 to 1189 and encodes 382 amino acids. The transcript has 5 exons. The record is from RefSeq and is a predicted model, not a curated record.
CAUCUUCUUCUUCUUCUCACUCUCACUCUCUGCAUCAUCAAUGGCGUUUUCUCUGAAACCUUCAUCUCGGUACAGUUCCUACGAUUCCCGAUCCUCAACCUCUUCUCACUUCUCCGAUCCAUCUUCAUCCUAUGAAUUGACCUCGAACCACCACCACCACCAGAAAUCCUCUUCAUCCCGUGCUCUUGUGAAGGCGAAACCCUCAACCGUAGUAGCUUCCACCAAGAAGGUGGACCCUACUCUGACCACGAUGGUGAAGAGGUUCAUGGAGAAGAAGCCCAAGGCGGCGGGGACCAGGUUGACCAUUCCCUGCGAUGUGAUUGCCCAGGAUCUGAAGAAGGAUGCGAAGAAGGUUGCGGGUUUCUCUGCGCUGCAGAAGAAGCUGUUCGGGAAAGGCACGGCGUCGUCGUCGGAGAAGAAGAAGGAGAAGGUGAAGGCAUUGACUGAGGUGAAGGGGAAUACCAGGACUCUGGCUAUGGUGCUUAGGAGUGAGAGGGAGCUUCUCAAUAUCAAUAAGGAGCAUGAGAUGGAGAUUUCUCAGCUCAAGCGCAUGCUUGAGGACAAGAAUAAAGAGGUGGAAAAGCUGAAGGAUUUGUGCUUGAAGCAAAGAGAGGAAAUCAAGUCGUUGAAGAGUGCGGUACUCUUCCCGGAUGUGAUGAAUUCUCAGCUUCAAGAUCUUGUGGAGAAGCAAGGCUCAGAAUUGAAGCAGGCCAAACAGGUCAUUCCAGCUCUUCAACAGCAGGUUUCUUCUCUCACUGGUCAGCUUCAAAGCCUGGCAGAGGAUCUUGCAGAGGUCAAGGCUGAUAAGUAUUCAGCAAAAGCAGGGCUCCAAGGUUAUGGAAGUUCUCCAAGAACACCAACACAUGCCCGGGAAGAUGCUUCAAACUCUUGGGACUUCAGCUCUGAGGACAUGGAUGAUGACCUAUUACUCAAAGAUCUAAAUCCCUGCUUAACACCUUGCAAUGUCAAGUCAAGAUCCAGGGAAUUUGAGGGUAUGUGCUCUGGCUCUCUGCAUGAGGACAGCUUAUCUGGGGAUGAUGCCAAAAUAUGUCCUGUGUUGGAUGAUUUUAGCUCUUAUGAUCAGAAGUUUUCAAAGAGUUCUGACUCCUGCUAUAGCUCCAACAAAAUAAGCAUCACUUCCAAAGCUGGUAGGAGAUCUAAUGAGAGAAAAUCAUCCUUAUGGAGGUAGAAUGCCAUAACUUGCAUAAAUAACCUCAAUCAUGUUCCUUGUUGAGAUUUCUCAUCUCAUGUGGCCAUCUUUCAGUUUUGUCAGUAUACCAUGUCUGUUUCAGAAAUUGGUCUCUAAAAACAUGUAAGAUUAAAUUAUUACUCGUUGUAUAUGGUGCACAAGAAUAAGGUUUUGAAAUCAA